CGCCCUCAGUUUACUAGAUACAAUCGGCAAUACCGGGUCAAGACACGGGGGUCGCCGGUUGCGAAUUUUCCGCUGUUUUUCCCUGCACGCGCGCGCACGUACUUCAAGACCAAGUCAGCAUUUUUUUCCUCUAGUCGGUCCGGUCGUGUGACACGAGAGAGAGAGAGAGAGAGAGAGAGAGAGAGAGAGAGAAAGAAAUUGAUUAGGAUUUCAUUACCGUCGAAUCAUCGUGAUUCAGUUGCGCUGGGUACCGGGUGCUAGACAACCCGAGUUAAUCGGUGAUUUUGAAACUGUUAUACAUACUCCAGCUGAACUUGGACCGCCGCGACAACGAAUCGGUGUCGAUAAGUGCGUGAUUGUUUGCUAAACACAUAUUGAAGACGCUGUGCGCCGGUGAUAAGGAGGCAAUCUUUCGGAAACUGAUAAGCAAAUCUGGGGCUGUGUUCCACUCUCUGAUCGCGACUAAGCUUGACGUUCUGGCCUUCGAUUCGGCAGCGAGAGAGUUCAGUUAGGCUGCAUUACUUGACCGAAUUAGUCCAAAUUAUCCGACGGUUGAAGAAAGUGAUUUGAUCGAGUUUGCCCGAAUCUAGUGUGAAAGUGUAGUAGGCGUUGCUGAUUGUUAUAGCCGUCAAAAUGCCCCAAGAAAACCCAAAUGCCGGUGUGAAAAUCUACAACCUGAUCAUACUGAUCGUCGACAUCCUGACGAUGGUGGUUCGGUGGAUCUACUACACCCUGGAAGCCUUCUAUCUGCUAGUCGUGCCGCCAAAGGAAGAAGAUGUCAGCAAAGACAUCGUACUGAUCACCGGCGCAGGUCACGGAAUCGGCCGGUCUUUGGCCCAGCAGUAUGCACAGCUGGGAGCGACCGUGGUCUGUCUGGAUAUCAACGAUAAGAUGAACAACGAAACCGUUGCCAGUAUCAAGCAGCAGCGAGGAAAUGCUUUCGGAUAUGUCUGCGAUGUCACCAACCGGGAACAGAUCAUUGAAACCGCCAAGGUCAUCAAGGAGCAAGUCGGUAUUGUAACCAUUUUGGUGAACAACGCUGGAAUCAUGCCAACACAUCCAAUUCUGCAGCAAACAGAAGGGGAAAUUCGAAAGACGAUGGAUAUCAAUGUUAUGGCACAUUUCUGGAUGCUUCAAACAUAUCUGCCCGAUAUGAUGCAGAAGAAUCGCGGUUCAAUCGUAGCUCUAUCCUCGGUAGCGGGUCUACUGGGGUUGAACAAUCUGGUACCGUACUGUGCCAGCAAAUACGCCGUACGUGGAAUUAUGGAAGCACUGUCCGAAGAGCUGCGCUGCAGUGCUCGAUCACCGAACAUUCGGUUCACUAGCGUCUAUCCGUACAUGGUCGAUACCGGGCUGUGCAAGAAACCGCACAUGCGUUUCCCGAACCUGAUGAACCUGGUCAAGCCGGAAGAAGCCGCAGCAGCAAUCAUUGACGCCCAACGACGAGGACUGGUCGAGGUGACCAUCCCGAAGUAUCUGCUGUAUUUGAAUGCAUUCGUACGGGUGUUCCCGAUAAAAGCUUCCAAUCUGUUGAGGGAUUUUCUGGAUAGCGGUGUGGAGUCGGAUCUCUGAAUAGCAGACGGUGUAGGGCGUAGCGUUUUCAUAACAAAUCUUUAAACAUAUAUAGAUAUCGAAACAGUUCAGUGCAGUUGUAAGUUGUUUGGUUUUAACUUAGUUUUUUGUUGGAAAUGAAUACCAAUGUUCACGCAGCAGCCGUUCAGUGUGAACGAUUUACCCCGUGAGAAGGGUACACACCCUAAGCACAAAGAUAUGUUUAAUAUACUUUUACUGUAUUUAAAAAAUAUCUUUUACAUUAUUGUUAAGUGUAAUAGUGAUUAAAGAAAUACAUGGAACAAUUCAUCGGUCGA
Molecule: messenger RNA, 1868 nt
Organism: Topomyia yanbarensis
Lineage: Eukaryota; Metazoa; Arthropoda; Insecta; Diptera; Culicidae
Gene: Ldsdh1
Product: short-chain dehydrogenase/reductase family 16C member 6
Exons: 4
Coding region: 634-1572 (312 amino acids)
Cellular component (GO): lipid droplet
Molecular function (GO): oxidoreductase activity, acting on the CH-OH group of donors, NAD or NADP as acceptor
Source: RefSeq, a predicted model, not a curated record